Messenger RNA from Lactuca saligna, 1638 nucleotides. The record is from the annotation of a GenBank genome assembly. Lineage: Eukaryota; Viridiplantae; Streptophyta; Magnoliopsida; Asterales; Asteraceae.
AUGGCUCAUAAUUCAUCAAUGUCACCAUUGAGAAAUUUCUCUCCGAGAAAGGUUGAAGUUGUGUCCACUGUAUGCUUUACUCAAAACCGAAGUAUCAUUAAUCGACGCCUCAACAUGACACUGUAUGGAGCCAUGAAUGGUUGCAAGCCAAAUAUCUCAUUCCUACAUGUUUUCGGCUGCAAAUACUUUAUCAAGAACAAUCGUGACCAACUCAUAAAGUUUCAACCCAAAGCUGAUGAAACAAUUUUUUUGGGACACUCCUCCAAAUCUAAAGCCUACCGAGUUCUGAAUCAUCGAACUCAUGUAUUUGAAGAAAGCUUUGAUGUCACUUUUGAAGACAACUAUGUUCGGAAUUAUGACCCAACCCAUGUUACAACGUCCAUUAUGAUGUUCGAUGCACCAACUCGAGGAUCUCCGAAUCCUCAAAUCAUUUAUGAUAAUAAAGGAAAUAAAACAAAUGAUGUUAUUUUUGAAAAGCAAAACACCAAUUUAAACGUACAUCUUCUUCCGGUGGUAUCGCCGCUGAUAAAACUUCCCAGGCGGUGGGUGGUGUGUGGCUUAGCCGCUGUUACAUAUGCCAUACAAUUCGAGUUGCAGUCGUUUUAUGAGGCAAAAGUCAAAAUUGUGAAAAUGAGCCUGACCAUCAGGUCUUACUGCCCAGCUUUAUCUUCAUCUUCACCGCGCCCAAACAGUCUAUUCGACUCCCCGAUUAAAUGGCCAUAUCCUCCUCAUGUAAAAACUUCGUACUUGAAACUUUAUAGGGGUCAUUAUGAUGUAGGGAGGGGAGUGAAACACUUGUCGGUGAGUGGCGGCACUGAGAGGAAGAGGAGGGCUAGCACGGCGGCGUCUUCUUCAAUGCACGUAUCUCCCUGGGAUGAUAAACCUUACCAGGUCUUACCUAGUGGGGAAAUAGCUUACUACGACGAGCGGGACGUGGUGUCGUUUCUCGAUCCACCCAAACAACUUAUUCCUUUAGAUCCAUCUUCUUACAACCCCGCUACUUAUCUCUGGAAAAAGAUAGAUGACAUCCCAGAGGAAAGGAGACAUCGUUUGCUGGCAUUGCUUAAUCCCAGACUUAUUUCAAGAGCUUGGGAAGUCGCAGGCACAAGAUAUGAUAAUUCAAACUUGGCAAAGAAAAGUUCAUCUAACUUGUUUGGUGAUGAAACAGGUGUGAAGUUGCUUGAAUUUUGGCACUGCAGAACGAAUGGAGGGCCCUUGGCUGUAGCCUGGAUUAAUUACUUCAAGAAGGCUUUAUUUAGCUGCAAGGAUGGCCAAAUUUUUGGAAGAGUUAUUGAUGCAACAGUUCUGAAUGGAUUAUCACACUCGUUUGCUCCAUUAUACUUCAAAGUGAAAGAGGUGACUGAAGUGAUGGCAACAGAGCAGCCAUGUGAUGUGGCAUAUGAAUUUGGAAGUGGAGAUUUCGAUUUCCAGGAAUACCCUCAAGGAUUUCCAAAACCAGGAAAACAUCCAUGGCCGUUUAAUGAUGAGGUUGUGAUAUAUGUAAGAAACGUUGGGCCUGGUGUUAUGGUGGGACAAGUAUGGCAAGAAGGACAAGAUUUGAAACAAGUGCCUAAGAAAAUAUGUAGCGAGAUUUUAAUGGUUAAAGAUUAUGAUGCACAAUUAGAUAAAAGUUGGUGA